Molecule: messenger RNA, 370 nt
Organism: Prorocentrum cordatum
Lineage: Eukaryota; Dinophyceae; Prorocentrales; Prorocentraceae
Source: the annotation of a GenBank genome assembly
GCGGGCGAGACGAGCCUGGCUUUCCAGCUGCGCCUGGGCCUCGGGGCGCUGGCCUACCUGCUGCUGGAGGCGUUGGCGGCAGCGCUGCGGCUGGUGAGCGGAGGAGCGCAGGCGUGUCUGCCCAGGUGGCGGGCGGAGCCACCUCCGAGCUCACCGCCGCGGCUCGAGGCGCCCGAGGGGCCGGACUUCGCGAAGCUCGCGGCGGAGCAGGCCCGGGCCAGUCGGGAGCGGAGCAGGUGCACGGUGCCGGGGCCGCUGCUCUGGCACGAGAGGCCCACCAUCAGUGAGCGAGGGGCGCUCAGCUACAUCCUAACGCCCGGCUUCGAGCGCGGCGGGGCGGGCCGUCGCAUCGGGGUGCCCGCCGCCGCCG